AUGAACGGGCUCAUCCUUCAUGAAGUCGGACACGCCUAUCAGGCAGAGUUCGGUGUACUCCAUCGCAACAUAACGGUUCCUGCUGACUAUUAUCUCUGGAAGCUUUUCAUAGAAGGCGUCGCCAUGGUGUUUGAACAGGAAACCGUAGGAAAAACAGAUUAUUAUCACCAGGAUAAAAAUGGAUGGAAAACAUGGUGUGAAGAGAACCUGCACUUUAUUGCCACCAGUUUUGAGGCUGACCGUCAUAUCAUGACAAAAGAAAGCCAGCGCUACUUUGGCGAUUUGGUCCAUUUUGACGGAUAUCCAGACACCGGCUAUUAUCUUGGAACACGAUUUGUCAGAUUCCUGAUGAACACAUCAGGAUUCGACGAAAUUAUUCACUUUGAUGUAGAAACAGUGAAUACAUAUUUCCAGAAAUAUCUGUCUGAGUAA
This is a messenger RNA of Cylicostephanus goldi, 432 nucleotides long. The record is from the annotation of a GenBank genome assembly. Lineage: Eukaryota; Metazoa; Nematoda; Chromadorea; Rhabditida; Strongylidae.